Xyrichtys novacula (pearly razorfish) is the source of this 7411-nucleotide messenger RNA. The record is from the annotation of a GenBank genome assembly. NCBI's taxonomy places the organism in Eukaryota, Metazoa, Chordata, Actinopteri, Labriformes, Labridae.
GAUUCGCGGAAGUAUUGAAUAGUGAAACGUCACCAGCUGCCCCCCUUAUUGUUUUCAGUUUGAAACUUUCCAAAAGUUGGUACAUAGAGCUGAAAAGCAGGUCAUUAGAGCAUGUUAGAGAACUUCUUUUGAGUUUGCAGACGAAGCAUUUAAAUUAUGUUCAAGAAUUUCGGAAACUGGUUCGGAACUGACAACGAAAACGCAGAAGUUACAGAGAAAGACGAGUCUGCUGCUGAAGUCAAAGAUGAAAAUCAGGAGGUAAACAAACCGACUGCUGCUGCUGCCGCAGCGGCUUCUGAGAGUGAGCAUGCUGGAAAGGAGGAUGGUCAACCGGCCCAGAUACUCCAAAGGGCUAAAGGUUUCAGUGGUAAAUCUUAACACGUUAUUUAAAAUCUUUAAUAGUUGUAAACUAGUUAAAGUUAAGGAUAGUUUUGGAUAUUGAUAUGCUAACAUUUGUUGCAGGUUACAUCUAUAAUUUCGCCAGCAGUGCCUCAAAGAAACUCACAGAGUCCGUCGUUGAAACAGCACAAACCCUUAAGAAAAGUGUGGAGGAGGGGAAGAUGAAUGGUAUUAUUGAUAAGGUCGUGAACAAAUUAUUACUCCCUCUAUUUCCACUUUCUUAUAUUUGGCCCUUUUUACUGAUUCGUCAUCUUCUUUCUGCAGACCAUUUUAGGGGAUUUCCAGAAAGAACAAGAGAAAUUUGUUCAGGAGAAACAGGCCAAAAAGUCUGGUAAGUACUUCAAAGUUUUACUUAAGAACUUCACGCUUGUUGGUGAGACAACAGAAUCAAAAUCUGUGUGGGGGACAUGAAAUGUAAAAGUACGAAAACAUAAGAGGAAAAGAAUUUUAAGAACUUCACUGAAAUGAAAGAAAAAUGAAAAACCAAAAUAAAGAACUAAAUCAAAAGUAAUAAUGGCAUUUAUCCUCAGGUUACAGCUCUUUAAGGAGUAGUCAGAGGUUUAAGUUUCUCAUUUGAGAGCAGGAAUCUUUCCUCUUGGCUUUAGGACUGAAGAUGUGAAAACCAUAUUCUGAGAUAAUAUUUUUGUAAAACAGGAGAAUUUGUAAGUGAAUGACUUGGUGAUGUGUUUUGUGCCUCUAGGAUGACUUAUGGCCUCAAAAUUGUGAGAUAUUCUUAUGCAAAAUGAAUUGGCUCAGAAUGAAUACUUCUACUUUAAGGAUUUGAUCAAAGUAACCCUGCUUUGAUUUUACUUUUAUUGUUCAUUGCCAAGAUUUUGUUAAAAGAAAAACAAAAAACACCUAUCAGUACUGUGUAUUUUAUUUUCAUCCGAACACAUUGAAAGACCCUCAACACAUUAUCACAUCAGGCCUGGUUUGCGCUGAUUUUUCCAUUUCAAAGCAACAGAUCUUUUUGGCUUAUAGGAGAAACAAGUUGAGGAGUGCUCACUAAUUUCUCUUAGAGGCUGUUUACAGCCGAUGUUGACAUUCAUCCUCAGUGACAGGAUCACAUUUGGACAGCCUUAAUUACAGGUGUGAAUACACCUCACUGCAUUCUGAGAAUGUGAUGAGAUCCAAUCACUCACUGAUUUUUUCUAUUUUUCACGAUUUGACACAUGAUCUGUGUCCCCACGUGCUUUGGUUGACCCAACUGGCAUAUAGGACUCUUGAGCAAUUCAUCAUUACGAUAAUACAAAGUGGCAAAGUGGAUACAAAUGUUUUGAGGCGCUGCUGGCCUGGUGGUCCAAACAUGUAGCCUGCAUACAGAGGCUCAGCCUCAUGGAAGGAGCUCGGAUUCAGUUUUAGAUUGUGAAUCUUUUCCUGCAUGUUGUUCCUGCAGUAUACUCUCAGUAUAAUCCACAGUAUACAAAAGCCCCCACCCACCUCUAAAAUGAAAAAAAAAUAAAUAAAUAGAGAUGUUCAAUAAUGUGGAUUUGUGUGUUAAUUACACAGAUCAUUUGUCUGGCUUCACUUUUAUUAGAGACCCCAGCCUGCAAUUUAGUUUAGUUUCAGGCAUUACCAUACACUAACGUUGUAUCGCUCAUCAGCAGUUCACUCCAUGAUCACCCCCUCAUCUGUUUCUGCUUCUCCAUGUAUGAGUGCAGCUAUCUCCCUCCUCCCCUUGCACCACAGUUUUUAUGUAAUUUUAUGUUUUUUUAAAUCUCGUGAUAGUGAAUGAGGCUCUGUGUGUAUUUGCAUCUGACUCAUGAAUAAGUGAAAACUUUAACUUGAGAUCUGUCCACUCAUGUUCUAACCACCUUUGACACAUGAUCAUAUAAGGUAGAGUAACUUGUAUCAAGUUUUAAAGGAUCUCCUGAAAAUAAAUUAGAUUCUCUUUUGAUGAAUACCCAGAAUGCAUCACUUUGGGAAACAAAGGCUGCUCUGUUUUGUUGUUUGGCCAAUCAUAUCACGAACCUCAUCCCUGGUCUCUUUUUUUUAAACAAUAUUUUCUUAUGAGCCUGGGUUGGGCGUAGUUUUUAUACUAUACUGCAGUAAUUAAAUUAAAUCAAGUAAAUCAAUUUGCAUCUCUUUUUCAGUUUGUUUGCAUGAUAUUUAAUGUACUGUAAGUUUAUUUCAUUGCAAAUCAGUAACUGCAGGCUUAUUGUUUCCAGGUGCUGCUGUGCCUCCCUGGGUUGGUUAUAAUGAAGAAGAAACUAUACAGCAGCAGAUUCUGUCUCUUUCAGCUGUGUGUAUUCCUCCUCAUAAAACGAUUUCUUUGUGGUAGAAAAAAAAAAGAGAAAUCCUGCAACAGUAUUCUUUCUUUUUAUCGCUUCAUUUGUUGACAGGACAAAAGGAAUUUUUUGCGAGAUCCUCCUGCUGGUGUGCAAUUUCACUUUGACUGUGAACAAAUGUAUCCCGUUGCCAUGGUGAUGUUGGAGGAAGAUGAGCUCCUUCGGAAGAUGCGCUUCCAUCUGGUCCCCAAACAGUGAGUGUGUUUUGACACACACAUAAUACUUUAUCUGGUCCCUUUUUGUCAUGUGCAUCCCUGCAUAGGAGUUGGUUUAUUAUGAAUAAAAUAUUUAUUAUUCUAUUCUGAGCCAACUCUUCCUCUGUUUUGUUUAUUUCAGGGUGAAGGAGGAGGUCUUCUGGAAGAAUUACUUUUACCGCGUGUCCCUAAUAAAACAGUCCGCUCAGCUCACAGCUCUCGCAGCACAACAGGCGGCAGAGCGGAGAGGCGUGGAGAAAACUGGCACCAGUCCUGAGGGGGUCCAACAAAAGGGUAUGAGUGCUUCGUGGUGUACUAAAAAAGAAUGAAAUUAUUUGAAUUCACUGCAUCUCACACUGAACUCCCUCAAAAAUAACACUGCAAACAGAGGGGACGGGCUUUGCCAAAUACUGCAUGGUUGUAUUUCUACUACAGUAAGAGUACCUGGAACAUCUAACUUUAACUUUAUUUUCCCCAUGUACAUUUGACUUGCAGCAAGGAAAAGUGAAAACACUUGCAAAACUAUGGCAAAUUAAUUUGCUGACAUGAAAAGCUACAGCUGUUGGAACAUGCCAUUUUCAUGCAUGACUAAAAAUGAUGAAACAAAAAUACUCCCAGUUAAAGCUCCUGUAAGGAACUUUAGGUAUGUAUCGACUUAAGCCGAUGGUGAAACAGACUUUGUUCAUUUUUUUUCCUACAUAUUUAAGUCAUGUCUCCUGACAUGAACCUUAUCCUGCUGAUUUGUCAGAUAUUGCGAUUAUUUGAUGUAGAAACGUUUAAAACAAGCAGCUAAUAUGCUCCCACCUAACCCCUUGUGCCAGCUACAGGCAUGAAAAAUUACACUUUUAAAAAUUGGUAAAUCUCAUCACCUAUGGUGUUGUCUGUUUUCUUAUCCCAUAAGAAGGCAAUAAAAUAAUUUUCAGUCUAUUUCAUUAGUGUCUUAAAUUCAUCACAGGAGCUUUAAUAAAAGUCAGAAAGGUUUUGGACUGCAGUGCACUGAUAGCCUAGUGGGGUUAAGUGCCUAUCUGAUAAAGGCAAAAAAGCCCUAAAAUGGAACUUAAAAUUAAGUAAAGGUGUUUGGUAAAGAGAUCAGCUAAUGGGGCUGUGUUAAUGUCCUGCCCUUUCUGCUUACCAAAACUUAAAAAACAAACCAUAUCUUACUUAAUUAAACUUACAAAUAAAACACAGAAGGGCCAUCAGGUUCAUAUGGUCCACAGCAGAAAAGAUUCUUGCACAGGAUCAAAGCAGAGACUCGCAGUUAUGGACGGUUCACCUGCUGUAAAUUUUCAUCAUGUUUUCUCUAGCUGUUCCCUCUCAACUUUGCUAAUCUGGUGCUGCCGGAGCUGCAUUUGUCAACAAAGCUGGUGGUUGUGGUGUUAUACCUAAUUCUAUAGCAAUGUGCUGCUAAUUUUUACUAAAAAUGAUCACUUCUACAAUAAUCAGCAGAGUAAGAACUUACCAUAGCAACACAAAAUGUGCUUAUAAAAAUGUUGUAUUACUUUUGUUUCUAUAGUUUGGCUAUCACAAAGUUGCUGUAGCUCCAUCUGUAGACACAUAGCUUUGGAACUGGAGGGUCACCAGUUCAGUCUCAGUACAGACCAAAUUACGUGAAUGGGACUUGUUCUUGGAGAGGGGCUCUUAAUCAAGGCAUUUUGUGUGCAGUCUCCUCACUCUGUUAUCUUUCCAUUUUUACAUGUCCAUUGGAUCAUGUUUGUGUUAUUUCUGUCCUAUUAGUGUUUCAUGUUUAGUGACUGAUAGGGAUUUAGAGAUUAAUAAAGCAUUUCUCCUUUGUCCAAAAAUGUUUUACACAGAUGCUGUGAAACAGAAAACUCAAACCAGCAGCCGUAAGAACAAACCAAAGCAGAGCGAGGUGAGCAGCUGUUUUUUGUUUCUUUCUCAACAAAACACAACAAAGAAAUAAAGAGGGAUCACCAUGAAUGAGCGAGAGUCUGACCUCCUUCUGUUUCUGUUUUUUAAAGGAUGAAGAGGAGAUCUCCACCAGCCCGCCUGUGUCUGAAUUUGUGAGCGAUGCUUUUGACUCAUGCAACAUUAAUGAGGACGACCUUCGUAAAGAAAUGGAACAGCUGGUUCUCGACAAGAGGGAACAUCCAGACACACAACAGGGUGAGUGUUUCUGUCGAGCUGGUUUGUGAUAUAAUUUAAGAGGUUAUCAGAGUUCAACGUGUGACUCUGUUCAUGUUUUUUUUUUCAGAGGAGACUCCUGACUGGGAGCGAGAGCUGCAGGAGGAGCUGCAGGAGUAUGACGUGCUGCCUGAUAACGAGAAGCAUGACGAGAACUGGGACAGGGAGAUUGAGGAGAUGCUAAAGGAGGACAGUUAGAGCGCUCACUCACACUCCAGCAGCUUUAAUGUUUUAGGAUCACCUUUAAGGUCAGAAACCUAGAUGACUGACUCCUAGAUUUAAUACUCCCGGUGGCUUCUUUCCUCUCAGUAUCACUCCCCUGAGAUCUCUGCAGAUGGAGGAAUAACACUGAACCUCAUCAACAUUUCAUUGUACUAUUUCUGUGGCCUUGAUAGUUCCUUUGGUUUUAGGCAUAAAUAUUUAGCUUUGUCUCCUGAGUUCUGAUAAAACAGAAAUAUCCUGCACACAGCCACUCAGAAAAUUGAGUUUUUCUCAGAUUAUACUUCAGGAAUGAAGUUUAGGCGAUAACUUCUGAUGAACAGUGACCAUUUUUGCCACAGUUGAUGAUUUUAGGACAGUGGCUGAUGCUAAAAACAUGAACUUGAAGCAGAAAAGUACCAAAAGCAAAGCUCAGAUUCAAAAAGAGUUAGGGUGCUGUGUAAACUGGAAUAAAUAUGAUAGCUUACCAGACAUGUUUGGAUAAAUUUAUUGACAACAGUUUAAAGAAAUUAUAUUUUAAAACGUGAUGUACCUGUUAAUAUACACUCACACAGUGUAUUACAUACCUGCUCGUUUGUUAGUGUUUACACAGCAUCUGAACUAUUUUUGACUUGAGGUCGUAGUUUAGAGCCUCAGGUUCAGCAAUUUGACUCUAAUGUCUGUUACGGACUUCAAGAUUGCUUCCUUUUGCUAGUUAUAGCACCAUGAAGCUACUGUAAUAUCAGACCAAAAUAAGACAAUGGUGCAUGUCAUGUCUCCAAAGCAUCAUUCGUAAGUGUAUAAUAAUUGUUCAUUUGUAAGACAAAAAACCAUCUCAACAGCUUAGAGAUGCUCUCAGCAGCUCUGCUGCGGUUUCACAGAUUGCAGGACUCCCUGUAGUUACCAGUUACUGGAGUUGCUCCCUCAUCGUUGAUGGUUAGGGUUAAGUAGCUUCUCAGGCUGAUGUUACAGCUGAGCUGCUAACUGUCAUUAUUUCUCUUCUCUAAAGACCAGUCUGAGAGCGAGACAUGAACAUUUUUGCCACAGUCAAACAGGCAGAGGUGCGAUAAGAUGGAUUACGUUGCUUGAUUUUAUAUAACGUGAUCAGCUCGUCCUUACAGUUGCUUUUGUUGUCAUGAAUCUCAAGCUUUUAACACAGCCAGGUAAUUAUUAUCACGGAAGACAGUCAAAAUCAUUUAAUCAUUAUUAAUCUUUUGUGUCUUUUUGAGGUAAUAUGUUGUUUUAACUGAGAAAAACAAACAUCAUGAUGUGCUGGUUGCCUUCCAGAGUUCUUUAAUCAAGAGUCAUAGGUUUGUUUUUGUCUGUUACACAGCAUAUAAAGACUGAGACCCUUAGCUACCUUCACUUCCCAGAAAUAACUGCUUCACUUCUCAAAUAUGGAGAUAUAAAUGUUCAGGUAUACAUCUUUGAAGCUGCAAUUAUGUAAAUGGGGUUGACCAGUUUUAUCUGAAGGAAGGAAAAUGCAAUGUCUUGUUUACAAAAGUUACAAAAUGUUACAUAAAAGAUUCAUUCUAGGAGAUAAAAAUUAAAUCAUGAUUUCUGGCAUAUCCUCCUUGAAACUUCAAAGUGAUUUAAGAUGUACAGCCUGACUAACUAAAUCAAAGGCUCAUAAUGAUCCCUAAAAUCAGAGUCUGCUGCAGGGAAAUCAUGUAAUUUUUCAGCUAUUCUAUAUUUCUAUGAUAUUUUUAAAUUUUUGAGCCAACUCCAUUUUUCUUCGACAAUAUUAUUAUGGAUGUGUUGGUUGUCAGAAAGAUGUGAUAUUUCCAUGAAUGCUGCCUUAUUGUUUGUUUAUUAAUGCACAGUCUGCUGUAUGUACCUCAGUACAUGGAGCCCUGUGUGUUUUAUUGGACUGACAAAAACUAGUGACUGCACACAAACAUUGACAAGCACAGAUACUCUCUACUGUAGAUUUUGACUCUGUGUACUCAGAGUAAACAUGUCCGUCCAAACAAGCAUAUUUUCAGCCUGUUCAGGUAAACAGAACCAAAGUCCAGUGUCUUUUUUAUUUUUACUGAGUGUGUUUACAGUCUUUAGUCAGUUUGGUCAAUCCUGACAUCAAUAUUUCUGUCGUGUCUCAAAUUUAUCCAAAUGUUUUCAUCAAAGGAUGUGUAUGGAUGUUUUUUAUAUAUAUGUAUAAAGAUACAAAUAUUAAAUAAUUCCCUCUGCUCA